This is a messenger RNA of Mollisia scopiformis, 1781 nucleotides long. RefSeq lists its product as uncharacterized. NCBI's taxonomy places the organism in Eukaryota, Fungi, Ascomycota, Leotiomycetes, Helotiales, Mollisiaceae. The record is from RefSeq and is a predicted model, not a curated record. Bases 189 to 1694 code for a protein of 501 amino acids. The transcript is spliced from 2 exons.
AAAGAAAGAACCUCGGGGACGUGUACUGUAAAAGGUGGGAGUGCAAUAAUAAUAAGAGGCAGGAACGAUCGCGUGCUACGAGAAAGUGAAGAACUUGCCAGUGUAUACGAUCCAGGCGACUCGGUACAAAUUUUUAUCCUUCAGCUCCGCGCAAAGAUGCUUUAUUGAAUAAGCUGUACAAACAAACGAUGGUCUCACAGGUAGAGCCUUCUCAAUCGCUGACCCUUCGAGGUCCCUCGUCCGUCGUUCCGCGAUCCUCGAGACAUCGACGGCAUGGCAGGUCGCAUGCUGGAGGUACUUCGUUCGUUCCGCAGAAUGAGUUCCCCGUCUUCAGCCACACUGGCGAUGUCGAGAUCCUUGUGAAGGCUGGCUCCCACACGAAUCGAUAUCUCCUACAUAAAAUAAUACUGUCACAAUGCUCUGGGUUCUUUGAGGCGAGUACAAGUCAAGAAUGGUCGCAGUCUGCGGGUGGUGGAGGGGAAUUGGCAAGGCUGGGAGAGGACUCGGGAAGUGAGUCAGCGAGGAGGAGUGAGGUCAAGAAGAAAUGGAGAUAUGAGCUGGAUCCCGGAGCUGAUCAGAAUGAUAUACCCAUGCUGGUUAAGAAGGAGGGCUCACAUUCUCUAUUUGGGUCCAACGAUGGCCCACCACCAGUUCGAAAUAAGCCGCCGUCGUCGAAUCCUUCUUUCUUUCGCUCAGUCGCAAACCUCUCACUCUCAGCUCCAACUCAUGCACCUGCUCCUCUAUCUCACGAAGAUCAAGACCUCCUUAAUGACUACGACAAUCUCUUUCGAAUCUUCUACAAUUACCCUCCGACCCUCGACCCAAUCGACAUAGCCAUUGCCUACGUGCAAUGCAAAUCUCUCCUUACGUUGGCAGAUCUCUACGACGCACUCGCUGUCGUAGGACCUAGAAUCGACCAUCACCUUCUUCAAUUCCAAUCUCGACUCUGGAAACAAAUCGCCAAAUACCCCUCUUCUUACCUGCGAAUCGGCUAUCUCUCACAAUCCAAGACCAUCUUCCAAGAAGCUCUCAUUCAUGUCGUAGGCGCAUGGCCAGUAGGAGAACGUCACAUCCGUCAUCAACUCCCUGACACAGUUCUCGACAUCAUCGAAGACAAAGUCGAGGAUCUCUCCGACUUGGUUGGUAAAAUCGAAGGACGACUAUUUCGUCUCACCCUCCUAACUCCUCGAGGCGAACGAGUAGGACCACAAAACUCGUACAUAGAUUGGUUAGCAGUCUCACUCUUUAGACAAUGGCUAGCAGAAGCCACAUCUCCACCACCGACACCACCGGCUCCUCGAUCUCGGAGCGGAAACGGACACCAUACACGCAACAACACAGUCCAAGUCCCCAACACCAACACGACCAUCCAACAAUACUCACCGCUUCCUGCUCCAUCCGACAUAUCCACGAAUGCACCAAACCCGAACCUCGGCCGCGUAUUCCGCAUCAUCGGCUCUCUCCCCUCAACCUAUCUCCCACACGAAGAAUGCAAACGCUUCUUGAAACUAAGCCCAGACAUCUAUUCCCGCGAAAGCUUGAAGAAGUUCGAAAAGAGGCUCGAUGAGCUUAAAGGCCUAGCGAGGGAAAUUGUUAGACCAUUGAUGAGGUGCUCGUUGCUGGGUAGCGGAGAGGGUGUUAAUUACUUAGUUUGCACGAAGGUUGGAGAGAGGGAUUUCCCUUGGAGUGAGUAAGACAAAGAAUGAACAACAGAUACGGCGAAACGGCACAUACAGCAUUCACGAGCGUCAUGAUACCAUAGCAGCAGAUUAUAUAGCCAA